This is a messenger RNA of Salvia hispanica, 1674 nucleotides long. RefSeq names its product receptor-like protein 33. Gene Ontology annotation, molecular function: protein binding. Lineage: Eukaryota; Viridiplantae; Streptophyta; Magnoliopsida; Lamiales; Lamiaceae. The record is from RefSeq and is a predicted model, not a curated record.
AUGGCAUCUCCUUCCCUUCCCUACUUAUUCCUUUUCUCUGUGACGGUGAUGGCAACGAGUGUCUCGGUCCAUGGCCAUGCCGCGAGGACCAAGAGGCUGCGUUGCUCGGGCUCAAGAGCGAGUGGAAAUUCGACCCUUCUUAUUCGAAGAAACUGGGGCAUUGGAAUCAAAGCAAUGAGUGUUGCAGCUGGGCUGGUGUGCAAUGUAUUGAUGGUUAUUUUGAGAAAUCUGACAAUGUUAGAUUUGAAUUCUAAUUCAUUGGGUGGCAUGAUUCCCCACCAAUUGUUUGCCCUUCACCAGCUCAUGUACCUCUCACUCUCAAACAACUUGUUCAACAACAUUUCCCAACCCGAAAUCGACGAAUUUCUCGCCCUUACUCAACCCGAAAGCGAAGAAUACAGCAUAGAAUUCCUGGGCCACUUCUUAGACCUUGCUAACAACAAUCUAACCGGAGAUAUUCCAAUCUUCUUCUGCAGUUACCCAACCUUCACCGUUGGCCUCGACUUGUCCUUCAAUAACUUCAUCGGUAGCAUACCUCCCUGCCUACUGCAAAACCUCAAAGUGCUCAACUUGAGGGGGAAUAGACGGCAGCAUCCCGGAUCAAUUUCAGAGAUGCUCCCUUUCCUCGUUGGACCUCAGCAACAACGACUUGGGCGGGGAGAUUCCAAAGUCCAUUGCAAACUGUGGCUCCUUGCGCGUCUUGAAUGUGGGAUACAACAACUUUCAUUAUGUCUUCCCAUGCAUGCUGCCUCCAAGCUUGUCGGUUCUCGUGUUGCGUUUCAACAGAUUCGAUGGCGAGGUCAGUGGAAGCUCGGUUCGUUAAGAUUCUCGGGAUGGAAAGGAAUGAUACUACACGCGUAUGCGACACGUCAUCUGACAUUAAAGCCUGACCAGCCUAACAGAAAAGCAAUGUCAUCUAGCCAAAGCUCAACUGGGGACACAAGCUCAGCAGGAGAAGCACAUGGGGACUUUGGGCUGCCAGACGAAAACAGGCGUAAAAAAAGAAUUAUUAAUGUUGGUUCUCCAUUGGAUUACUACCAUAAUGAGGUGACAUUAACCAUGAAGGGGAUUGAGCUUAAUCUUGUCAAGAUAACUCCGGAGUAUACGUGCAUUGAUUUCUCUUCCAACAGUUUCAACGGAGGCAUACCAGAUGCAAUCGGUGAUCUAAGCUCACUCUUUCUUCUCAACUUAUCCCACAACGCUCUCACUGGCGCAAUCCCAAGAUCACUAGCUGCCCUGAGGCUACUAGAAGCGCUUGACCUCUCUGUCAACCUGCUCAGAGGAAGAAUACCAGAGGAGCUUGCGCGCCUCACAUUCCUUUCAUUCUUGAAUGUGUCUAACAAUGUGCUUGUCGGAGGUAUUCCAAGUGGCCCACAAUUCCAAACAUUUUCUCCGAAUUCCUUUGAAGGGAACAAAGGGUUAUGCGGCUUCCCACUCGACAGAAACUGCAACGGGCCGCCUGGGGCUGGUAUCACGUCAUCAAAAUUGAAACACAAGGAGAUAGAAUGGGAAUAUGUGUUUGCUGCUCUUGGUUAUGUUGUGGGAUUAGGAAGCAUUUUCUGGGCACUUUUAUGUUGCAGAAGCUUUAGGGAGCCAUACUUUGAGAAGAUAGAAGAGGUUGCUGAGGAGAUAUUGAACCGAAGAGCCGCGAAAAGAAGAGAAGAAAAUAGAUGA